AUGAAAGUGAUGGUGUAUGGGAGUACGAGUGGUGCGACGAACGUGACGUAUCAACCGCAUAAAGUGAAUCGUGAUGAGCGAUCGGUUAUUCUGGGUCAGUAUCGUGGUUUCAGAGGGUGCACCAUUUGGUUGACGGGGCUGUCGGGGGCUGGUAAGACUACGAUUGCAUUCGGAGUGGAACAGGCAUUGACACGGGUCAGGUUUUGGCUUUUGUUGUGA
This is a messenger RNA of Anisakis simplex (herring worm), 219 nucleotides long. The record is from the annotation of a GenBank genome assembly. Lineage: Eukaryota; Metazoa; Nematoda; Chromadorea; Rhabditida; Anisakidae.